This is a messenger RNA of Macrobrachium nipponense, 9176 nucleotides long. RefSeq names its product nephrin-like. NCBI's taxonomy places the organism in Eukaryota, Metazoa, Arthropoda, Malacostraca, Decapoda, Palaemonidae. The record is from RefSeq and is a predicted model, not a curated record. Gene Ontology annotation, molecular function: protein binding.
GCUGCCUCAGUAUUCCCUUGACCGUUAACGUGUAAGGACUACCGCUCCGCAGUCUCGCUCACCCACCAACUCCUUUUUCGGCCCCAACGCGCCUCCUCUUCCCUUUUUUCCUCCUGGUGGAGUUUGCAUCGAAAUCGCCACUACUGACUCUGUUUCCUCUCCUUUGGGAUUGCUCGUCACUGCUUUCAAAGGGCCGUUUGUCGCUCAGCAACUUCAAAGUGUUUCCAGAGGGUUUUUAAUCCUAAGUAAAAAUUUGAGGUUUUAUGUAUUGGAAAGACGACCUCCUCCUCGUGUGUGGUGGUGAGUGCUCGAAGUGUUCGACGAGAUUUCAGGAACCACCAAGAAAUGGAAAUAAAUAACCCAACUGCUUUCAUUAAUUAACUACUCGUCCGUUCUGUGACCAUGCUCGAUGGAUGAUCGCUUCUCUCGCUUUCAUUACAGUUCUAUUGAUGGAAGACCGUUUAUUUUACCUUAAUUGUGUUUGAUCGUCAUAGUUACUAGUCACACAACGCCCAACUGAUGCUUCUGUGUAGGCCUAGAGAUCUAUUUAAGCACAUUCGGUGAGAAGAGAAGAAGAGAUUUGUUUUCGUGGAGAAUUAAGUAUUUUGCGUGGGAAAAACUCGGAAGGGGGAAAAUGAGGUUCCUAGAUGCUGGAGAAGAUCGGAAUAUGAGGGACCGGCAUAGUACGUCCUCGCCUUCUUGAGAUGAACCGUAUAGGCUUCUUCUUGCACCUUAUAGUACCAAGUCAGAGGCCUACCAAGCAACCCUUCAUUAAACAAACCUCGAAAGGGCUGCUUGCAUCUCGACGACGCCAAGGACUUGGGAGAUAAUAUAACCCCCUCGAAGUGAAAUUUUGUUAUGUCACCCCCAGAAAACGAGAGUGAAUUUUAGGCUGAUAAAAGGUAUUGUCGUUUAGGCCUAUAAUACCCAUAAUAAUAAUAAUACUCUGUGGUGGUACUUUGAAAAUCGUAUCUCAAAUAGUCAGAUGUUCUUUUGCUGGGCGUUGGAACCGCGUACACAACACAUCCCAGAGUUAAAAGAAUAAGAAAAAAUUUAUAAAAAUAAAAGUUAAGUGUGUUUUUUUGAGCAGAAAAGUUUAUGAAAGGGAAGAUAGCUAGCGAGGGAGUAAAUCAAAAGUCCUUCUUCUUCUUCUUCUUCCCUAAUGUCGAGGCCCCUCAGAAUCUUACUAUGAAAAAGGUCAGCCUCUCGAGGAACAUACCAAGAUGCGGGUAGUUAAGAUUUUGCUUCUUGGGACCUACUGUCUGCUCAGCUACGGUGGAUUAAGUCAAUUCGCCGUAGGACAACAGAGGCAGCACUUUCGCACCUCCCCCGAGGACCAGCACGUGGUGGAAGGGUCCGUGGCCAUAAUCAAAUGCGAAGUGGGCAAUCUGGCCGGUCGAGUGCAGUGGGCCAAAGACGGCUUCGUCCUGGGCUUCAACCGGACCAUCCCCGGGUACCCCCGCUAUGAGAUGGUGGGGGAGGAGGCUACGGGCGAACACCACCUCCGAAUCCACAACACCUCCAUAGAUGACGACGCUGACUACCAGUGCCAAGUGGGGCCCUCCGAUGGGCACCCCCCCAUAAGGGCGACGGGCCACCUCACUGUUCUCCUGGCUCCGACGAAAGUGGAACUAGUUGGCCUCGGGGGAGAGAAGGUCAUUGAGGUCCGGGAAGGUGAAGAGCUCACCCUCGAGUGUCGAGUAGAAGACGCGAAACCGGUCGCCGAGGUGAAGUGGUACAAGAACGACAAAGAGAUCCCAAUAGAAUCCCGGGAGGACACCCACAUGGAGUCGUCGCAGAGACUACGACACCAUCUGGUGUCGAAGGUGAAUCUGCGAUUGUCUGCCAAAGACGACGAGUCGCACUACGCAUGCGUGGCUUACCACCCUGCGUUGAACUCACCCAUGCGGGCUGCUGUCAAGAUAUCAGUGCAGUGGGAGACCAUCCGAGCGGGUGGGCGAGAAGAGGACCUCACCUGCCGAUCCCGGGGAGGGAAUCCCCUGGGGCAGGUCGUCUGGUACCGGAACAACGAGAUCAUCGACGGCCAGGGCACUCAGGAUCGCGGGAGAGCGUCAACGACUACACCUUCACCGUCAACUCGACGGACAACGGGGCCAUUUACACCUGCGAAGUCCGCAACAAACUCACCGAUAAGUCGCUUGCUGGCCUCCGUCAAGCUCAUCGUUCACAACGCACGAGAAAAAUCUUCUUCUUCAAGGCCGAAAGCAAAUGGUAGGAAACGAAUUCGUAAAAAAACGAAAACCUCAUUAAAUAUGGAAGAAGAGAAUGAACCCAUUCGUAAAUUGCGUGGAGGAGGAGGAGGAGGAGGAGGAGGAGGAGGAGGAGGAGGAGGAGGAGGAGGUGGAGUUCCGCCAGAUCGAGUUAUCCUGUCGGGCCCUUCAUCGUCCCGUGUGGGAGACAACGUGACCCUCUCCUGCAGCGCAGAGAACUCCAACCCUCCGGCAGAUUUGUCCUGGGUGGUUGACAGUCAGCCGUGGGCCGACGCCACCACCCGGCAGGACAGAGCCGGGAGAGGCGGCUGGCACGCCGUCAGUACCGUCGUCAUUACGGUGCCACCCAUUGACAGGGACAUGAUGUUUACCUGUCACGCCACCAACCAAGCCCUUGGCGAGACCAAGGUCGACACCUACAUCCUCAAUGUGAUUCGCACCAGCGUUACCAGCGAACUGGUGGUGAAUCUGACUGCUGAGGACGAUGGAGCUACGUACACCUGCCAAGCCACUAACACCGCCCUCAGCAAAGAUGUCCGCCAGGCUGUCACCUUGCACGUCAACUACCCUCCAACAUUCUUGUCGGAACCUCCACUGGUAGUUGACGUCGUGGAGGGCGAAUCGCACGUCCUCAACCUCACCGCACGUGCCAAUCCAGCCCACAUCCAGUACACGUGGUCCAGACGCGGCGCCCCGCUCUCCAAACCCGUCAUCAACGAGUCUUGGAGAGCUUACAUGACUGACGCCGACAACGCCGUCGUGAUGGGACCCAUAGUCGAACCCGACGGGCCCGUCUUGUACAUUCGGGACGUCAGCCUCGACCUCGCUGGAGACUACGAACUCGAGGCCACGAAUGAAGAAGGCGUGACGACUGUCAAGAUUAAACUCAACGUGCUGUAUCCCCCGAAGAUAAAGUACACCUCCAAGAUGGUGACAGUCUCCGAAGGGCAGGACGCCACUUUGGAAUGCGCCGCCGACGGGAACCCCAUGAGCCAGGAAACGAUGCAGUGGACGAGGGAGGGUUACCUGUUCUCCUCCAGGACUCAGCAGACCUACGGCGGAUCAAAAGCCGCACUGACCGUCACGAGAGCAAAUAAAAACGACACCGGAGUGUUUACCUGUCUGGUGGACAACGGCAUAGGUGUAUCUGUCAUGGAGAACGUCACUCUUAUAGUCAAGACGAAGCCGGUGAUUUCUCAAACGCAGAUGAACAACCGAGCAGCGGCCGAACGAGGGACAACAGGGCGAAUGUACUGCGAAGCCGAAGGUGCCCCCGAUGUUAGGUUCUCCUGGAAGAGGGCGGGCCAUCUGCUCUCCAACGGCUUCCGACCUGAAAAAUACGACAACGAGACCGAAAAAACUGGCCUGGUCUCUUGGAGAUCAACGUUCUAUAUACAUGACGUGAACGAUUUGGAUUACAGCAAUUACGAAUGCGUCGCCGAGAAUGACCUCGGAGCGUCCACUGCAAUCGUCAAGUUUUCGAGACCGACUCGUCCUGAUCCCCCUCUCUCACUCAAGGUCGUCAAUUCCACCCACGACACAAUCAUGCUCACUUGGACGCCGGGCUUCGACGGGGGAAAGCAGCAGUACUUCCGCCUGCGGUAUCUCACCAAGGGCUCGUCUACCUACCAGUUCGCGGACGUGUACGAGCCAGGAGUCUACACGUACCCCGUCAGCGGGCUUAGCCUGGGGACGGAGUAUUCCUUCUCCAUAAUGAGUUACAAUGACUUCGGCGACAGCGAGUAUCGCGGGGAGUUCGUGAAGGCGUACACUAGGAGCGAGGCUCCUCCAACCCCCGGCCCUACUACACAAGUGGGCAAGGAUCCCUCAAAGUUACCCGGCCUUUGGGUCGUCAUCAUAGUUCUCGUUGCAAUUGCACUGCUUGCACUGAACGUCUCUGCAAUUGUUUGUAUUGUUAGGCGCCGCAGAAACAAGAGGGCCUCUCCCCCGACCAAGAAAACACCCCCACCGUCUGUCUCGGCUUCGACGUUGCCGAAGCCCUUGUCGAUAUCGCCGUCUCAGGGUCAGCCCAUCUACAGCGACCGGGAACUCAUUAGGAACCAAGUUUUAGAUGGCCGAGGAGAUCUUCUGAAGCUGAUUAUUAUUACUGUAGCCAUCGUGGGAGCCAUUAUUGUCAUUAUGAACAUCGCCCUCGUUAUCUGCCUCAUUCGCAGAAAAAGGGGCAAGAGAAAAGAAGAUGAUGGCAGUGACCAAGCAAGCAGUAAGAGCACCACCAACACAAUGUACGCCCCUUCCUCUUACAACGACACUAUGGCUGGCGAGACCCUUUCCUCGAUAUCAGAGAAAAGCAGAGAAUCUUACGCUCAGGACGAUUCUGUAGUAGACUACGAGGGUGCGUCCCACUUCUAUUCCAAAGGUCACUUAUGCCAUUGUCAAAAACAUCCACCUCAGGUCAUCUCUAGCCAGUUAAUGUUGUAUGACCAGUAUGACCUCCUCGGCGGUUAUGAACAGACUCACAAGCACGCGGCUUCCACCUACCUCAUCGACCAGAUUGAACCACCCCCCGAGUAUGCUAGUCAAACGCCCUCGGCGCCCUCCAGCGCUGCCUACGACCCGCACGAGGACGACUACGCCGAAGUGCUAAGGAGGAACGCCUACAACCACCAGUUAGGCAAAGUGACGCCGAGGCCGCCGUCCCGCGCCACCCACUACACCACUUCCCCAGACGCGCGUGGCUACCUCAGCUACUCCUACACACCGUCUCCUACGACAGUCCCCAACGGCGCCGCUCAGUAUCACGCCGGGGGUCCCUCAGUCACUCUCGGUCUUCACGAUCACCCCCAAGGCUACUCGGCGGAUAUGGGUGCCAACAUGAGCGCCGAGGGGAUUGACCACGCCCACGCCCUUCAGACUUUAGGGCUGGACUCGGACCCUCCUCCAUCUUUAGGACUGGAGCAGCACUCGCUGCUGUCGGAGCAUCCGAGUCUCACCCUCGACCCUCACUCCAUCACGAUAGAUCACCCGGUCAUCGCUGUCACCGACUUCUCCAAGAGAAACGGAGAUUUGCGAGUGCAGCCGACCAACCUCUCCACCUUCAACCCCAAUCCCUCGCCUUCCACGUUCAGCGAAUCGGACCUCGAGGGCCACUUGGUAUGACUGUAAGCCACGGGCUCUAUCGCUCUCUUGAACUCGCCCGCGAAGCAGCAGCAGCAUCAGCAGCAGCAGCCAUCAGGCAUUUGGUCCUAACGAGGAGAAAUUGGAAAAUAAUCAACUCAUUUUUAGAAUUAUUAUUAUUAGUGAAAAUAAUAAGUGAAUCUUCCGAGAGUUUUGAGGCUACUCUCUCACCUUAUGAUUUCAUCUUCCAUCAAAGGAGGCUACUCGUUUUUAGAGUUAACUAAGACCGUUUUCGACUGAGACUUACUGUUUAUAAGAACUUCCUGUAUACUUUUUAUUUUGCCGUACUGUGUAAAGUAAGAGUGACCUCCAUUAUGGAAGUACUUGACUACGAAAUAAAGCAUUUUCUAAUAUGCUUGUGUAACCAAAGAAAUGCAUUUUCUUAAAAAAAAAAUGACGCACGUGUACUUUGGUGCGACGAAGCAGCUUUAAGCAUAAAUAUAUAUUAUAAACUUGUAAUCUGUGUGACACCGUGUGCUGUUUAUGGGACCCAGCGUGUUUGUGUGAUCCAUUGCAUGACGAUGGUCGAGACUGCAGGCCAGACGACACUGCAGAUCUCUCUCUCUCUCUUUCCGAGAAUUUCUAAAAGAAAGUUGAACGUUCACUCAGCUGUGAUGUACGAAUGCUUUUUGUACUGUUUGUGGGUUCUAGUUGUCAUCCAACUUUUAGUAGGGAUGUUGAUAUUAGUUGUGAAUGGAUUUUUUAUUUCUUUCUGAGAGAGGAGGGUGUCAUUAAGAAUCUCACUAGUGUAUUAUUUAUAAUUAUUUAUUUCAAUAUUUGCAGUGUUUGUUGAUCGGUCACCCCCGGUUUGCUUUGUUAAAAGUUUUUUUAUUUUAUUUUUGCUUUUUUUAUUUUGUAUCAUAAGGUUUUUUGUGCUUGUGAAGAAAGAGCUCAUAAAAUCACAGUUUUCCUUAUACGCAGGUGUUUCGCUUUCAAAGUAGUGGAAUACUUUUCGCGCCGGCGACAUUUCUCUCUUUGCUAAUUUUAACGUUAAUGGUACCUUUUCAUGAAGGAUCGAUGGGGCUGGGGUACGAAACUCUUGGGGAUUCCUAGUUUGCACCUCGAAACAGCCAAACGAAAAAACAAAAUGAUGAAGUAAAAAAAAAGAUUGGGAGGGGAGACUUUUGAAAACUUUUAACGAAAGAGCCACAUGGUGCCACCCGAGAUGCUCAAUCCUAAUUGACACCGUCAAGGCGGUUGUAUCAAGAAGGAAUCAAGGGGUUUUUCGUAGCGACAGAAGGGGGCCUAAUUACCCCCCCCCCCCCCCCCCCCUCUCCUCCCGAAUAGAUGCUCCCAAGGUAAAUCCAUCGGGUUAAUCCAACCUCCUUUUUUCCCAUAACGCGACCUCACCAAACUCUCAUUGUAAAUGGUUUUAAAUCCUUGUAUGAGGUUGAUACGAAUUGCGAUUUUGUCUAUGCAUCUGGACGACAAAUACAAUGAGGGUUGCUACGUACUGUGCGCGUUUAUAUUAAAGAUAUGCGGUAUGUACUACAUUAUAAUAUACAUAUGUAUGGGUAAAAGCGUUGUUUUACCUAAAAUAUGUUGAGAUUAGCAAUCUGGUGGAAGGUAUUACACAAGGCAAUCAAGAUUGUUGUCAGGCCAUCGAUACACACUCAUCAGGUACUUACUUGCAUUGGAAGUGUAAGUCGGUAGCCGCUGGUCACUAUACGGAAGUGAAAUCUAGUUGCAGAGAAAGUUCAGAUUAUGUGACAGCUGGUUUUUUACCGAUUCAAUCAAAACUCUGAAGUGAUUUUAUAAGUUCUAGAAUAAACUGGCUAAGCAGGUUAGUGCAUGCAAUUUGAAAUUCAUUUUUAGAUAUACGGUUAAUUCUCCCGACAUGAUCGCCAGACUAGCAUAAUUUAAAUAAAAAAUUAGAUAACUGAUACUUUCAUGCAGAAAAAUGUGUUUAUCGCGAUUUAAUGCCACCGAGAGAGAAUGUAUGAUAAUUAAGUACAAAAUGGGUGAAUGCCGGGGCGUAUAAGGACGUCAUUAAGUUAGGGAAAUUACCACGUGAACGGUUAAAAGGCCACAGAAAUUUUCACGAGAACGGGAAAGUUCACGGAAAGUACAGCAGGAAAAGCAGAUGGCCAAGAAAAUUCGUGCAGAUUCUAGAAAGAAUUACCAUAGGAUUCACACAGAGGAAAACUGGACUAUAGUUGUUUUUUUUUUUUUUUUUUUUUUUUUAUUAAUGCAGACUUUUCCCCAAAAGGAGACAGUAGGCAGUGCUUGGCUUUCCCUACUGCAUGAUGUAAUUAUCCAACUCAAUUUUUGUGCAAGAAGAAAUCACAACAUUAAUGGUCUAGGCUCUUCCAAGAUAACCAGGGAAAAAUAUAGAUUACUUUUUACAAAUGAUUAAUUAGUUCUCCCGAUUGAGAUUAAAUUUUUUAUUCAAUUAUUUAUUUUAAUUUUUUUUUAUCUUUUGUCGUCCCAGUAUAUGAUAUUUUCGACUUAUACAAAGAGAUUUCGGAACUUGGGUCUCGCUAAUGUAAGUUCUUAUCAAUCGAAUAGGCCUAUUUCCAAACUGGAGCUAGCAUAACUGAUUGAGUGUUUUAUCUUAUCCUCUGGGAGGGUGUUAUCAAAGAGUAAAACGCUAAUUUAUAUAAUAUGAAGCUAUUGAGUGUAUAAACCGUGUGUAUAUAUUAUAUAUAUAUAUAAAUUACUGUAGACUACGUCAUGAACUUGAGAAAACACUUCUAACGAAAGAAUAUGAAUGAAUAUAAUUAGCAAGCUUUAUUUUUAUAUAGAUUCCCCUGUUCUAGUAAUCAACUGAUCUAUCUUUUUGGGAGUAGUCCAACUUUCAUUUGGUUUUGAUAUUGUGCAUCGUCUUGUUUUCAGAAUCUGUUUCUCAAACGCCAGAAUUUUUGACUUGGCAUCUUUUGGCAUGAAAAAUUCCCCUUGUGUUUCGUUGCAUUUUUACACAAAAUCUUCUCCCCCCCCUAUUCUAGUCAAGACAGAUAUUUUUCAUUUCCUCACGAGAGGGCACUAACUAUCAUUUCGCCUUUUUCGUUUCGAACCUAAUUUUCCCCUACAAUUCUGUUGCUUUCAGACAAGAUGUAAACCUAUUAAUUGCCUCUAUCAAGUUUCAAGUUACGUGAUGCCAGAUGAUGAUGAUGGGAGUUCUAACUUUUCCUAGCUGUUUUCUAUCGACUUUUCCAGCAUAAUAUAAUGCCCAGUAUCUUAUACGGGCUUCUUUUAAUUUUUUUUUUUUUUUUUAUUUGUUAUUUCGGCGCGAGACUUCCUUCCCGGAUACCUAUUGAAACGUAUGCAUAUUAUAUAUAUAUAUAUAUAUAUAUAUAUAUAUAUAUAUAUAUAUAUAUAUAUAUAUAUAUAUAUAUAAUUGACUGUAAUGCAUACGCAUCUAUUUGUGUGAAACGUGCAUAUAUACAUAAUAAACAUACACAGGUGUGUGUACUUUACAUAUGCGUAUAGUAACCGAUCAUUUAAAAAAAAACUAACGCUAUAAACUGGGUCUGUAAGACUUAUUCGUAAAGAGGUUUUUUGAUAAGUGACAUAAAAUGGUUUUGAUACUGCGUUUUUUAUAUAAGUAGCUUUGACCAACCUUGUAGAAAUAUGCCCGUGUAAAGACAGAAAAAGUUUUUACGUGUUUCUAUCUCUCUCUCUCUCUCUCUCUAUCUUUCUCUAAAUAAAGGAAAGGUUGCUGUGCCAAGCAGCCUCUUGCGAUAUUAAACUUUAAAAAAAAAAGGAAAAACUAUAUUGAGUCUGCAUUUUGGAGUACUUAAUUCCAUUGUUCGUGCGUAUGUUGCCAUGUUCAUUAGUGUACUAUACUUAAUAAAUAUCUGUGCAUUAUAU